Molecule: messenger RNA, 1428 nt
Organism: Penicillium griseofulvum
Lineage: Eukaryota; Fungi; Ascomycota; Eurotiomycetes; Eurotiales; Aspergillaceae
Product: fungal specific transcription factor domain-containing protein
Exons: 5
Coding region: 1-1428 (475 amino acids)
Biological process (GO): DNA-templated transcription
Molecular function (GO): zinc ion binding; DNA binding
Source: RefSeq, a predicted model, not a curated record
AUGGUCGAGUUACUCGAGCAUGCCACAACUGUCGCAAACAGAAGAACAAGUGUUCUGGUCAUCGACCUUCUUGCCUCCGGUGCGAGGAGGCCAAUGUUCUUUGCGUCUACGUCGAUGGGAAACGAGAGAGAAAUGCUAGCCUUAACGAGCCAACUCCAACUCUACGAAUCUCUCGUGCGCGAUAUUUAUCCCAAACUCGACGUCGAGCUGGCCAAAUUCGUUGACCAAGCUCUCGGAAAAAUAGCUAGUCUUCCCCCGUCAUCGCCGACCGUCGCCAAAAUACCAGAUGAACCAGACCCGUCAACCCCAACACUUUCCUACGUGGAUCAUACGCUGGAGGACUUUAAUAGAGACAUUUCCCUACAAGCGAUUGGCUUUAUAGGAGAGCAUUCGGCAACCGCAUGGCUAUACAGACUUAGGUGCUUGAUCGGGAAGACAAGUUCCAACUCGGACGGCCAAUUCGAGGAACCAGCCCGUCCGUCAAUUGCUUCCUGUACAUUCUUUAUGGACGAUGCCGGAAUCCUGCCGACAAACGACACAGAUGUCUUCGCCUAUCCGCCACAAGCAGUCGCCGAUGAACUUGUGGACAGAUACUUCCAAGUUGCGCACGCCUCUUUUCCCGUCGUCGGUAAAGAAAUUUUUCUAAGCCAGUGUCGGUCAUUCUAUUCGAACUCAACAAAACACCCUGGAAGCAAGUGGAUGGCGUUAUUAAAUAUGGUGUUUGCAAUCGCUGGAAGACAUUCUGAGCUUUCGAGAGACCAACCUCAACUAGAUUACAAUACCCACUCGGUGUACUUUUCCCGUGCCAGGCGAUUAAGCAUGGGAAACGGUGCGCUGUUGGAUCACCCCAACCUGCAGCAGACACAGAUAGAGGGAUUAAUAUCACUUUAUUUGCUUUCCAUCGGACAGGUCAAUAGGGCAUGGAGAACAUGUGGUAUUGCAAUUCAGUCCGCGAUUGUGAUGGGAAUCCACCUUCGUACUGAAAGUCCCAGCAUCACCCACGUGUCCAAGGAAACCAGAUAUCGGCUAUGGUGGGCACUGUACAUGCUGGACAUCCUGCUCUCUGUGAUGACUGGACGCAUGCCGAGAAUUCAACCGGAACACUGCACAACCCCUUUGCCAGUGCCUUACAAGGAGGAGGAGUUCUGGGACGAGCAUGUAAGGAGGCUUAUUUUGGACAAUCAAUCCAGAGCCCGCCUCAUGGAUUCUCUACUCUCCUUUGAUCCGACUGAAGUGAAUGACCCUUUAGCCCAUUCACCUUCUCCGCAGUCCACGUCUCAACGGGAAUCAUUCAGCCAGCAACCCCAGGCUAACGUCUCACUAUACUUACUUUAUUCCAUUGACUUGGCAGUCAUGAUGAGACAAGCAAUUGAAAUUUUGUAUUCUCCCGAAGCGCGCCGCCGACAAUUGGUUUGCUCGGCUUCCUGA